Messenger RNA from Paramecium sonneborni, 1607 nucleotides. NCBI's taxonomy places the organism in Eukaryota, Ciliophora, Oligohymenophorea, Peniculida, Parameciidae. The record is from the annotation of a GenBank genome assembly.
AGAUAAUAUAAAUUAAUAACUUUAUGGAUUAACAUAUUGGAAUGGAAGCUGAACAACUUGAAUAACUUCAUUAAUCAGGUUAAUAGUAUAUAAAUUUUAAAUAGGUAACAUAGAAAAUGAGGCUAUGGGAGAUGUGGAUAAAUAUUUUUAAUCUUCUCAUGCAAAUAGAAAGGAAUUGCCAGUGAUUAGAGUAUUUGAGGAUUCUUGUUCAGAUUUACCUCAAUCAGAUUAACCUUUUGAAAAUUAAGGAGAAUCAAUAUUUGAUGAUUUAGGUCUUGAAAAACUCAAAAUUUAAUCAGUUCAUAGUGAUGGAAGAGCAACAUCUUGGAGUCACACUGAAGAUAAUAAUUCUUUAAACAAGCAAUAUUUGAAAAGGCCUCGGACAAGACAAUAAUUAAGUAACAAAAUUGUAGAGAGCAAUUCAGAAUUAUUUAAUGUACACUAUGCUAAAAGUCUUUAUACAAGCAAGAUCAGUUAAUUAGUUGAUAAAUAAAUUUCAACAAACCCAAAAUCAAAUAGACUUUCGUAAUUAUAUAUAUAAAUUAAUUUGAUAGAAAGAGUCAACAAAAAAUUAAAAGAAAGUCAUCACAUUAACUAAUCGAAACUUCGGAUCAAUCUGAGUAAAAAAGUUCUUAACAAUCUGGAUGUGAAAUGUCAGAAGAUAGAUUAGCUAGAAAUAGAGUAGCUGCUAGAAAUUCAAGAGCAAGAAAAAGAUUAUAUUUUGAGUUAUUAGAAACGAAGGUUAAGGAUUUAUAGGAUGAAAUUGAUAGAUUAAAUGAACUUUGCUAAAAUUAAGCUAAAUAAAUCUAAAAAUUUAAGGAGAAUUAAGAAAAUGUAAUAAUUUAAAAAUCAAUUAAGUACUAAUAUCUAUUAGAGAAUCAGAAAAAAUUGAUUGAAUAAUUAGAGGUUUGUUAAAUCAAAGAUUAAGAUUAAAAUACAACUUAAUUUGUUUUAGAAUAAUUGAAAGAAUGCCAAUUGAAUUUUGAUAAGAAUACUAUUGGAAACUAAUAUAUAGAUAAUUUAUUGGAGAUUUUGUUACCCAUAGAAUUAAAAUAUAUUCUCUAUAGUUAUGAUCAAAACAAAGAUAUAUUAUCUGAUUUUUAAGGGUUAUUUAUUAAAUUAUAUAUUUAGUUCAUUUUUUGAAUGGACUAAAGAAACAUUUUAGCAUAUGGAUAUUAAUUAAGAUUAAUCUAGAAGAAUAAGAAAACAUAAGGAGAAGCUAAAUAGUGUUAAAAAAAGUAUUACAGGGUAAUAUAGAAAUGGUUUUAUUUUUUUAGUUGUAUAAAUAAUCUUUACAAUUCUGUAAAGAUGAUAAUAAAUGAAACGCAGAAAAUUGAAUAAAUUUGGAAAUCUAUUUAUGAAGUUUUGGAACCAGUUUAAUUAAGAUCAUUGCUUUUGAUAAUUCAUUAAGUAAAAUUUUACAUAGAAAAUUUUUAGAAUUAACACAGACCAGCCUUUGAUUGUAGUAAUUUAUUUAGUGAUUGUAAAUAUUUCAGGCAAAAUCCAUAAGUAAUAAAGUUAAUUAUACUUUUUAGAGUUAAAAUAAUCCAAACUGUUAACGGCCUGCAAAUCUAAGAUAAUAUGUGAAAAAAAUAAUUGAUUAAUGA